Molecule: messenger RNA, 2437 nt
Organism: Scomber scombrus (Atlantic mackerel)
Lineage: Eukaryota; Metazoa; Chordata; Actinopteri; Scombriformes; Scombridae
Gene: psen2
Product: presenilin 2
Exons: 11
Coding region: 121-1425 (434 amino acids)
Biological process (GO): membrane protein ectodomain proteolysis; protein processing; amyloid-beta metabolic process
Cellular component (GO): apical plasma membrane; growth cone; neuromuscular junction
Molecular function (GO): aspartic endopeptidase activity, intramembrane cleaving
Source: RefSeq, a predicted model, not a curated record
GUCACGUGGUGUGAGGAUCAGCUGACUGCUUCUUCCGGGUGCUGCUCGCUGUUUACUUUGAAAGCUGCUUUAUUUUCUGUUCCUGCGUUUUAAACUCAGUCGGCGCUGUGUGCCGUUGCCAUGGACAACGCCUCAGAGAGUGAUGAAGAGUUCUACACAGAGAGAACCGCGUUGGUCCCGUCUGAGAACCCGACGGUUCCGUCCUACCGACAGAACGAGGAACACGAACCGGCCAACGACACGGCGGCCAAAACGGUGCUGAGCAGGAGAACAGCGCCUCCUGCUGGCGAUGGAGGAGGCGGCGGCGGCGGUUCGGACCAGGAAGUAGACGUAGACGAGGAGGAGCUGACUCUGAAGUAUGGAGCCAAACACGUCAUCAUGCUCUUCAUCCCCGUCACGCUCUGCAUGGCCGUCGUCGUAGCAACCAUCAAAUCCGUCAGCUUCUACACCGAGAAGACGGAUCAGCAGCUCAUCUACACGCCCUUCACAGAGAACACGGCGUCUGUCGGCCGCCGGCUGCUGAACUCCGUCCUGAACACCAUCAUCAUGAUCAGCGUCAUCGUGGUGAUGACCAUCUUCCUGGUCGUCCUCUACAAGUACCGCUGCUACAAGUUCAUCCACGGCUGGCUCAUCCUCUCCUCCCUCAUGCUGCUCUUCUGGUUCAGCUUCAUGUAUCUCGGUGAAGUGUUUAAGACGUACAACCUGGCCGUGGACUACCCCACCGUGGGUGUGAUCAUCUGGAACUUCGGGGCGGUGGGAAUGGUCUGCAUCCACUGGAAGGGGCCUCUGCAGCUGCAGCAGGCUUAUCUCAUCCUCAUCAGCGCUCUCAUGGCCCUCGUCUUCAUCAAGUACCUGCCGGAGUGGUCGGCCUGGGUCAUCCUGGGAGCCAUCUCUGUCUACGACCUGGUGGCGGUUCUGUGUCCUAAAGGUCCGCUGAGGAUGCUGGUGGAGACGGCUCAGGAACGCAACGAGCCCAUCUUCCCUGCUCUCAUCUACUCCUCUGCUAUGAUGUGGACGGUGGGAAUGGCGAGUCCAGCGGAGCGACAGCAAUCGGGUCACGAAACAGACGAGGAGGCGGAGCAGAGCGACAGAGGGGCGGAGCCUGAGAGCAGACGGCCGAGCUCGCUUCUAGAAGAAGAGCUGGAGGAAGACCGAGGAGUGAAGCUCGGCCUCGGGGAUUUUAUCUUCUACAGCGUUCUGGUUGGAAAAGCCGCAGCGACCGGCGGAGACUGGAACACUACGCUCGCCUGCUUCGUCGCCAUUCUGAUCGGUCUGUGUCUGACGCUGCUGCUGCUCGCCAUCUUUAAGAAAGCUCUGCCGGCGCUUCCCAUCUCCAUCACCUUCGGCCUCGUCUUCUACUUCUCCACAGACUUCCUGGUUCAGCCCUUCAUGGACAACCUGGCUGAUCACCAGUUUUACAUCUGAGAGGAAGCCCCGCCCACCUCACCUGGCUCACCUGGCUCACCUGGCCCCUCCUCCUCCUCCUCGUCUCUACCUGCGUCCCACACAGAAGAAGCCGGUGUGGCUGUCAGCUGCUCACCUGUGUGUUUGUACUCAGGUGUGUUUCAGGUACAAACAUGACACCUGCUGACAGGCGGUUUAAAGGAAAGAUCCGCCUUAAAUUCAGCUGUCAAUCAAACCAAACGCGCCCCAAACAUUCCUGUUUUUAACCCUCGACAGUAAAGAGAAGAUUUAACGUCCAGCGUCGAACAUUUAAACACUUUAUAUUUCUGUUUUUUUUGUUAAGGUGGAUUUUUUUUAAGGUGGACUUUUUUUUUUUAAGGUGGACUUUUUUUUUUUUUAAGGUGGAUUUGUCCAUAAACACAUUAUUCGGACACACGUGUUGCAGAACUCGUCAUCUAAACUCAGAUCAGAGUUACUGAUAGUUGAACCUUUUCAUUCUGUUCCGGCUCAAAUUCGACUGUAAGCUGUAAAAACAUUUAUUUUAGUCAGACGUCAGUGACAAAAAUAGAAAUAAAAUGCAUCAUUUUAGCAGUUUUGUGCAGCUGAUACUUUUUUAUAUAUCCUACUUUACAAAUUUGACCUGUUUAUUGUUUAAAAAAUGGUAAAAUCAGCAUUUAAACAUGUUUUAUUCUUCAUAUUCUAUAAAACAGUGAUUGUGAAUAAGAUGAAUUAAACAUUUAUUAAUGACUGAAUGUUAAUUAGUGUAAAGACUAAUUAUGAGUGAGAAUAUGAACAGAAUGUAAAGAGUUAAUUAAACCAGGUUCAUAUUAUUUAUAAUCUUCUUUCAUGUCAAUUUAAACCAAAGUUCGACUCUCUGACCAGCUGGUGGCGCUAAUGCUGUAAAUCCUGGUUUCCUGUUUCCUGUCUGAGGAGAAACAUCAUGUGACUUAAUCAUGUGAUGCGUGAUGAGGAUGAGGAGGCUGAAACCUUCCUCACGCCCGCGUUGUUGAUGACGUCAUCUCGCUGCGUUUCU